AGAGAGAGAGAGUGAGAGAGAGUGAGAGAGAGGAAACCGCUAAAAAACAUUUCAUGGGGAAGGUAACAUACACUGCGGUCUGUAUGCGCAGACAGGAAUACAGUUGUUGCUUUGAAUGUGGACCCAGAAGGCAACACAAUCAUCACAGCUUCCUUGACAUCAUGGAAUCUAAUCUUACAGGAAGUGGUUAUUUCUAAGAUGAUGGAGGAUAAUAGUGGAGUAUGUCAUGUGAUGGAGGAGAAUCGGGUGGAUGUGCAGAUCAGACAAACCGAAGCUGAGCCACAGCAGGCCGACAACAACGUCCCCAAAUGGACAAAUGGUCAGUGUGUUGUGGCGACGCCGAGCUGUUCGAUGCUCAACCCGAGCUUUGAUCUGUCGCUGUGCCGGGCCAAACUGGAGACUGAUGGCUUUCAGAUUCCCUUCAAAGACAUGGACGCUCCACUGAAGACAGCGCUGGACGUUCCCUCAGUCAGGAGAUACCUGGUUUUUAACUCCGCUCUCUUCCAUUUUGCGAUGGCACCGGUGCUGUAUGUAGUUGUGUGGUGCGGCGUGUUCUCCACACUCCACCUCUAUAUCGCUGUCAGUGACUACUGGGUGCUCUGCCUCUCCGUCAGCCUCGUCUCCAUCUUCCUCACCAUUGCCAUCAUCUUUGUCCUCCAAUACAGAAACAAGGAGAUCAACAUGAACAUCGAUGUUCGGUUAAUCCAGGUGAAUGAGAGGUUGGUGAAACACAAGCUGCUGGUGGCCGUGGCCGACUGGGUGCAGUCCUGCGCCGGAAACAUGCAGUUGUACUUUGUAUUUUGGGACAUGUCCUGCUGUCUGAGGGCCCUGACUGAAACAUUUGAGGAGCGCAGUUUUGUGGAGGACAACACCCAGAACAAACUGGAGAGGAAACUGUCGCAUCUCGUUCUUGUGGCCGAGGAUGCAGCUGUUGACCCAGAGGUCGGAGGGUCAGAUGAGGAGCAGGACUCUAGUGAACAGAGGCCUCUGCUGACACGCGAGGACACGGAGUGCAGUACCUCAGCUAACAGGCCUGAGGGCGCCAAAGUCACCACCAACUACAGUCUCGUCCCUGAUGCGUCGUUACCUGCUCAGGCCAAAGCCUACCAGCUUCUGAUGACCUACAGUGCCACUUAUGUGAGGCUGCUCCUGUCCGAGAGGCUGUCAAGACCCUCACACUACCCGCUCGGACCACAGAAUCACUGCCCCACCGACCAUCUCUGCCUCUGCCAGUACAUCAAAAAGAAGAUCCUUCGAUAACAGAACAGAGUCAAUCAAGGGACUCUGAACUAGUGGAUGACGAAAAGACAAAACAACAAGACAAAGCAUUCUUGCCCUUGAAAAGACUAACAGACGUGUGGGCACGUUUCCUCGUCAUGCAUUAUGUUGUUUUGAUCAAAUGCUCCUGUGCUGCUGCCUUGACGCCAGCUCGGUGUUUGCACCGGCCACUUGGUCCAAACCAUUUCUGCACCGUGCCAGACGCGGUCUGUUCCACCUGCUGUAAAACAAUAUUUGCACUAUUGUACACGGGACAAUCACAGCGUUAGUUACUGUUAACUGUUGAUAAUCUGCUCAAAUACAACACACUGAUAUUAAACUGGUGGUUUCAUAUGUUUUUGUGACCUUUUACUGAAA
This is a messenger RNA of Gasterosteus aculeatus aculeatus (three-spined stickleback), 1635 nucleotides long. It is a transcript of the gene tmem268, whose product is annotated as transmembrane protein 268. Lineage: Eukaryota; Metazoa; Chordata; Actinopteri; Perciformes; Gasterosteidae. The record is from RefSeq and is a predicted model, not a curated record.